Messenger RNA from Fundulus heteroclitus (mummichog), 5161 nucleotides. RefSeq names its product ubiquitin associated protein 2-like (gene ubap2l). Gene Ontology annotation, cellular component: cytoplasm; nucleus. Gene Ontology annotation, molecular function: protein binding. NCBI's taxonomy places the organism in Eukaryota, Metazoa, Chordata, Actinopteri, Cyprinodontiformes, Fundulidae. The transcript is spliced from 29 exons. The record is from RefSeq and is a predicted model, not a curated record. The coding region runs from base 149 to 3724 and encodes 1191 amino acids.
ACAUAUCCGAGCGUGGUCACGUGGUGUAGCUCCGGUUUCCUAGAAGCGGCUCUGUAAAAAACCACGUGACGCAGUUCUCCGUGGUGUCAGAGUGGAAAAGAAACAGGUGUUAUUCCUUUGUAAAUACUGUUAUUUGUAUAUACUGUAAAUGAUGACGUCCAUGGGCGGGAACCGAGCCCGGGGCAGCUGGGAGCAGACACAGGGCCAGACACAGAGCCAGACACAGCACAAGCAGAGGCCUCAGGCCACCGCAGAGCAGAUCCGACUCGCGCAGAUGAUUUCGGACAACAAUGACGCAGACUUUGAAGAGAAGGUUAAACAGCUGGUUGACAUCACAGGCAAGGACCAGGACGAGUCCAUGAUCGCGCUGCACGACUGCAACGGGGACGUCAACAGAGCUAUUAACGUGUUGCUGGAGGGCAGCCCAGACACUGACUCCUGGGAAAUGGUGGGCAAGAAGAAAGGGGUGUCAGGGCAGAAGGAAACCAGCCAGGCAGAAACCGGUGAGGACGGAAAAGAGAACAGAGAGAGGGGAGGCGAGAGAGAUGCUGCUCGCCGUCGGGGCGGCGCUCCACGCAGGGGCCGCGGACCAAGCAGAGGACGGGAGUUCCGAGGCCAGGAGAACGGCUUGGAUGGUGGCAAAGCUGGACUGGCUGGAAGAGGAGCAGAGCGAGGCAGGAGGGGCAGAGGCAGAGGAAGGGGUAUUCUGGGCGUAUCUGGACGGAGAGGAGGCAGGUUUUCGGCACAAGGCAUGGGGACUUUCAACCCAGCUGACUAUGCCGAGCCCGCCCAGACAGAGGAAAACUACGGAGGGGGAAGUACCUGGAACAACACGGGAAGCGCGGAGCUGGAGGAGGGAGCAAGGUUGGAAUAUUCUUCAGGUGAAGGAUCAAAUUACCCUCCCAAGUUUGACUCUGCUCCUGGUCCCUGGAGAUCACCCACAGAGGAAUGGGGCACUGAAGACUGGAACGAAGAUCUAUCAGAGACCAAGAUUUUUACGGCUUCUAGUGUGGCAUCGGUCCCUGCGCCUCAAGAGAAUGUUACAAUCACCAAAGGACAAAGGAUUGACCUCGCAGUGUUGCUGGGGAAGACUCCUCCAUCCUCAUCCUCAGAGACGGAAAACACCCCCAUGGAGGCCACCCAGCCCGCCUCUCUGUCCCAGUCUCUGGUUUUUAGCAACUCAAAGCAAGGAGGACCGCUUUCCCAAACAUCCUCUACCACCCCGUACCCCCAGCACAGCAUGGUCAGCAUGCUGAGUAAGGGAUUUGGGGAAGUGGGAGACCCUAAAGGAGGUAGCACAGGGACGACCGGGGCCCAGUUCCUGGAGCAGUAUAAAACAGCCCAGGCGCUGGCCCAGCUGGCAGCACAGCACUCCCAGACUGGACCUCCCAGCACCGCAGCUUCAUCCUGGGACAACAACACCUCCACACUGGGACAAUAUGAAAUGAAGACUCAGUCAGAAUCUGGGAUCCACACACCCUUUACAAAGAGGCAGCCCUACCAAACUGCCACCUCAAGCUCGUCCAUGUUGGAUGUUUUCCUGCAGGACAAAGGGCUGCCUCCUUCCUCCUCCUCUUCUUCCUCCUUACCGCAACAAACGACAUCCUCACCACACGCGCCUGCCUCCUCUAUUCCCAAAAUGGCAGCCGUCCCCUCUCUGGGUCAGCAGGUCUCCCCGAGUUCCUCGGAUGCUCAGGGUUCAAGUCCACUGCCUUUACAGCAACACAAACUCAAACAGCAGAAGAAGAGGACUUCUAUUUCAACAAAGAUUCCAGCGAUGGCGGUCGAGAUGCCUGGCUCAACAGACAUUUCGGGGCUCAAUCUUCAGUUUGGAGCGCUGCAGUUCGGGUCAGAACCAGUACUACAAGAGUACGAUUCCACGCCUGCCACCACAACACCGGGCAACCAAGUUCAGAACAGCCUCUACACAAGUCCCAGCAGCGAGUCAGCUCCAGCGCUGUCGAACUCCAGCCAAAUGGAAAUGUACGAUCAAAGAGCAUCUCAAACACGGCGUUACCCUCCCUCCGUCUCAUCCUCCCCUCAGAAGGACAUGCAGCCCAAGAAUGGCUUCAGUUCAAUACAAACUGCCCAGUGUGUUGAAGGCUCUGCAGUAUCAGUGAAGCCGGCUUCUGAUUCAGUCACGCCUUCAUCCGUCUCCAGCAUGGGCGCUCUGGCAGACGGCGGCUCAGGCCCCGCCUCCCUGCUGACCACAGCCAAUCAGACAAACCUUAGUGCUCUUGGGCACAACGAAGACCUCCCACCCAGCUCAAUCCCCCCUCCUCAGCACAACAGCUCUCAUCCAUCACAACAGAACAGUCUCGCUCCAUCUUCGGUCCGAACGUCGAACUCAAGCUUACUGCAGCAUCCCAACGUAGACGGCGACUUGAGCCUGCACUCGUCCUUCUCUUCCACCGUCUCGGCCGUGCCGUCUUCAUCGGUCCCCCCCUCAUCUUCCUCUGUGGCUGCUGCACAGGUGUCGCUGGGAGCUCCUCAGGCCUCCUCGGUGGGCCCCGCUACGGUCUCGACUCCCUCGGGCCAAGGUCCCGUCAGCAGCCUGGCCAUGGGCCUCAACGCAGCCUCCAUGGGGGCACCGGCGGCGGCCCCCGCCUCAAUUUCAGUCUCUACCAUCUCCUCCACCGUUCCCUCCUCAGCAACUUCUUCCGCACGCAGCUCUGCAGCUUCCUCAGGGAAAGCACCUCCAAACCUGCCACCUGGUGUGCCCCCUCUACUGCCCAACCCCUACAUAAUGGCUCCAGGACUACUGCACGCCUACCCUCCUCAGGUGUAUGGCUACGAUGACCUACAAAUGCUGCAAACAAGAAUACCAUUGGAUUAUUACAGCAUUCCAUUUGCGACACCGACAACAGCACUGACAGGCAGAGAGGGCAGUCUGACGAGCAACCCGUACUCUGGCGACUUAUCAAAGUUCGGUCGAGGCGAUGCGUCAUCCCCGGCUCCGGCCACCACAUUAGCUCAGACACAACAGAAUCAGACCCAGACGCACCACACCACACAGCAGCCCUUCCUCAACCCGGCACUGCCGCCCGGCUACAGCUACACAAGCCUCCCAUAUUACACCGGCAUGCCGGGCCUGCCCAACACCUUCCAGUACGGACCUGCUAUGUUCCCGGUGGCUCCUACCUCUUCGAAACAACACGGCGUGAAUGUCGGCGUGAACGCCUCCGCCACGCCCUUCCAGCAAGCUAGUGGCUACGGUUCCCAUGGAUACAGCACUGGCUAUGAGGAUGUGGGCCAGGCUUCAGGGAGUGGGGAUUUCUGUAAGGGCGGAUACGGCACUGCCGUGGCCGCCGCCGCUGCUUCUGCACAAAACAAGCCAGCCAGCUCUGUCACCGGGCCUGGAGUCGGAGUUUCGGUGACGUCAAGCAACACAGGAGUGCCGGAUAUUUCAGGAUCUGUUUACACAAAGACGCAGUCGUUUGAAAAGCAGGGUUUCCAUGCUGGGACGCCAGCGGCUUCUUUUAGCCUCCCCUCGGCGCUGGGGACCGGUGGGCCCAUCAACCCGCCGGCUGCCGCUGGCUACGCUCCAGCCCCCUUCAUGCACAUCCUGACCCCGCACCAACAGCCCCACUCCCAGAUUCUGCACCACCACCUGCAGCAGGAUGGCCAGAGUGGCACCGGACAGCGUAGCCAGAACGCCUCCAUUCAGCAGAAGUCUCAGAUUAACAAGUCGGCGUACAACAGCUACAACUGGGGGGGGAACUAACACCCACUGACCGGACCUCCUCCCGCUGAGGGGAGGGGUUUAGGGCUCAUCACUCCUUCUGCGAAACAGUGUCCACAUGUGAAGCUCCCUCUUCCUCCUGCAGAGAUCUCCCUCUCCCAAUCUCUUGGCCCAGCUACUCCCUGCAGUUCCGACUGCAGCCAGAGGAGGCGCUGUGCCAAAGAGAAUGAGCCACUGUUUAAGAAGCAAGGAGGGGGUCAGAGCGUUGGAGCUGAAAAAUGGUUAAAAAAAAAAAAGAAUUAGGAGGUGAAAUGUUGAGUGUUGGGAUUUUGUAUCGUGAUUAACCCCCCACCCACCUACCCACCCACCCAAAUUCUGCGCACCCCCCCCCCCUUUUUUUUGUUUCUUUAACUGUAAUGUAACAUAGAACUGUUUUCUAAAGAAUGAACAUUUCCUGUAUUUUUUUUUUCUUUUAUUUCACACUUGUUUUCUUAGCUGAAGGGAAGGAAUGAAGUAAUGUCUGAAGGUGGUUGGGAGGGGGAGGCAGACUGGUUUUCUAUUUCUCACCCUCAACUCACCUCCUCUUUAAUCUUCCAACACAAAAUAUCCAAAAAAUAAUAAUUGCUGUUGAAUGUUUUUUUUUUUUUUUUUUUUUUUUUUUUUUUUUUUUUUUUUUUUUUUCCUUCUGCUUCCUUAUUUUAUUAUUAUUUUUGGGUAAUUUUAAGUUUGAAGAAACAAUUCUCUUAAUUGGUAGAGUUGUGAAGUUUAUUUUUUACCAAAUAUAGAUAUAUUAUUAUAUAUAAAGACAUAUAAGUGAGCUCACUGGCUUGGACUGUGAGGAAGGUGUGUUUGUCAUGUGACUGCGUGCAUGUUGUAGACAUGGGAGGGGGGGUGGGGGGGGGGCGUGUUUGUGUACUGUGCUUCGUUUUCUGCCUAGCACAGGAGUUUUUCAUUAGCCAACGCUUGUACAGUUAUCGUUCCCCAUGAGCCUAAAAAGACGCUGCGUUGAGGUCCCACUUCUGUUGAAAAAUGUUGGAUAAUUUUUUUUCCAAGACUCUGACCCGAUCCCCGUUUUUUUUAUUGUUUUAUUUAGUUUCUGAGCCCCCACCCACCCCCCUCCCUCCACAGCCUUCUCUCCGCUUCACCCCCCGGCGUAAGGAAACCUGCAGCAGUGAAUACUGAUGGACAGAGUUGUGCUAUGGUUUUUCUUUUCGUCAGUGUUUUUUUUUUUUCUUCUUUUUGUACUGUGCGUUUUAAAACAAAAGAUUUAAAUGGUUGAAAUUGUCUUGUACAUAUAUAAAGAAAAACACAAGUACUGUAGUCUUUGUUUGUCAAUGGCUUUCUCUUUUUUUUUCAAAUCCUUGCAGACUUGUUAGCUUUUUGUUCCAUUUUUUUUAUUUUGUAAAAAUAUAUAAAUAUUAAGUAAAUAAACAAAGACAUUUUCAUCAUUUUUGGAUGUUAAUGUCUUUUAAUAAACAG